UGGAUGUGUUGUAAAGGUGUGGUUAUUUACCCAGGGAAGAGGAUUAGACUCCGUACCAAAAGUUGUCUCUAGGCGAGGAAGUCUUAAUAACUUGCUUUUGUUCAUUCAGUGUACCUAUUUUUGAUGGUGGUGGUGGGGAGCAAAUCUUAAAAUAAUAGCUCGCUUUUAUUCGGGGCUUUCCUUUGCGAAUUACUGUAGGAAACGCUUUAGAAGAGUUUUUCCAUUUUACUCUUAUACUAGAAGGUUUCACUCUGAAACUAGUAUCUGAAACUAAAUGCCUUCCUACAUUAGAAUAUUAACUCCCCAAACUGGUCCUCAACGCUGUCUCGCAUAGUGCCUGCCAGCUCAGAAUCUUCAGUCAAGUGUGGAAUUAAUGAAUGAGGCGUGCCUUUUUUAAAGGUAAAGAAUUUGAGGCAGAGAGAUUGUGUAACUUGUCCAAAAUCCCCACUGCGCUGGUGAUGAAUUGUAUUCUAACCUGAAGGCUGGCUCCAAAGCCUGAGUUUAAGCAGGAUUCCAGUACAACUUAAACUUUCAUUACCAUCCACUGCAGACCUACAUACACACCUUGCUUUGUUAAAGUUCAUUGAGUAGUUUCUGGCCAGGUAUCUGAAACAAAACAAAAUUCAUUCUGUAAUUUGGUGGAAUGUUAAAUUGACUUUCCCUCAGGAUAAGGACUACUUUUCAGUUUGCAGUUUACCAUUUAUAAGCUUCAUUUUUUUUUUUAAUUUUUUUAAAUGUUUAUUUAUUUUUGAGACAGAGAGAGACAGAGCAUGAAUGGGGGAGGGUCACAGAGAGGGAGACACAGAGUCAGAAGCAGGCUCCAGGCUCCAAGCUGUCAGCACAGAGCCUGACGUGGGGCUUGAACUCAAGGACCAUGAUGAUCAUGACCUGAGCCGAAGUCAGAUGCUCAACUGACUGAGCCACCCAGGCGCCCCUAUAAGCUUCAUUUUGAGAACAUCGAUAUUGAUUGUCUAGGAUGUGUACUAGGGAAGGUAUCCUGAGGGUUCUCAGUCAACGUUAUGCAAUGAAGAUGAUUUGAAUCCUUGAAUAGCCAAUCUUCUAGAUCAACUCCCCAGUUACUAACCAGAAGAGCAUAAUGUGUCAUACCUAAAUGGUAUCUGUGGCACUUUAUCCCAAGAGGUUGUUCCAAUAUAGUGUGUUAGUCACGUUAAUACCUCUUGGACAAUCCAAGGAAGAAUCAGGAAAUAGGAUCUGUCACAUCAGUUUUGACAUGUCAACAGUAUGUAAACCAAACCUAUUCCACCCCAAACCUGCUUCUGCUUUGUUGACUGGUAUUAACAGCCUCCCAGUCACCUGAACAUGAAAGGCCAGAAUCAUCUUCACUCUUCCUGUUUUCCCUCAUAAACCAUUGUCCAUUCUAAUACCAAAAAUUCUCUAAUCCCCAAAUCUGUGAUCUAAUCCCAACACCCAGGCUGUGGUAGUAUUAAUAUAAACAGGAAUUAAUGCACACACCUGUCUUCAAUCAUUCUGUACGCUUCAGCCAGUCAUUCUCCUCAGAAAUGCUCAAGGAUAUCUCACUUGCAAAAUAGAGUCCAAACUUCUGUAGUCCUGUCCCACAUUUCUUUCAUUCUGUUUCUAUGGUCUCCUUCUCCCCAAACACUUGCUUUGUAUCCUAAUCACACUGGUCUAUUCUGUUCCCAGAAUGUUGUUGGUAAGUUAUCAUCUUGGCAUUUUUGAUCAUUUUGUUCUCUCCCUCCCAGAACACUGUUACCACCCAUCACUGCAGGUUUCACUUUGGCCAGGACACCAACUCCUCUGGAUGGCAUCUGAAGAUACAGUGGACCCUUGAACAAUGCAGGGGUUAGGGGCACUGACCCCACACAAUUGAAAGUCUGCAUGUAAUGUUUGGCUCCCCCAAAACUUGAGUACUAAUAACCCAGUAUUGACCAGAAGCCUUACCAAUAACAUGUUGUAUGUUAAAUGUGUUACAUACUGCACUCUUACAAUAAUACCUAACCUUCACUUAAUUUUUUUGGUAUUUCUAGGCUAUGCCAUUGCAAAUUUUUUCAAAAUUUUGCAGAUCUCCAAAAAAAUUUCUGAUCGAUUUAUUUUAAAAAAUCUGCGUGGGGCGCCUGGGUGGCGCAGUCGGUUAAGCGUCCGACUUCAGCCAGGUCACGAUCUCGCGGUCUGUGAGUUCGAGCCCCGCGUCGGGCUCUGGGCUGAUGGCUCAGAGCCUGGAGCCUGUUUCCAAUUCUGUGUCUACCUCUCUCUCUGCCCCUCGCCCGUUCAUGCUCUGUCUCUGUCCCAAAAAUAAAUAAACGUUGAAAAAAAAAUUUUUUUUUAAAAAUCUGCGUAUAAGUGAAUUCACACAGUUCAAAUCUGUGUUGUUCAAGGGUUAACUGUACUUUUACUGGAUUUAGUUAUUUUUUUCCUGUAGUUUCACGCUACUUCACUUUACUCUCUGUAGUGGUUCUAAUACCAACUUAUUUUACAGUGCCUACACUUUUCUCCUCAGGUUUUUGUCCCCAUUAGGGAAGCUAAAAUGUCAUUAGGAUUUUAAAGUUCUAAAGGACCGAGACCGUUAUUUAUUCAUCAUUUCAAUUCCUCACAAAGCAUCUUUGAGAUAACAAGGGCCUCAAAAAUAUUUGUGAACCUAAUUAUAGUUAGAGUGGUGAGCAUUUGAUUGGAGAAGACCUCACAAAUAACACAGGGAUGCGGAAAUUUAUAAAUUGGUAGGAACUCCCCAUUUCAUUGUUCUAGGAUAUUGCUUCCUCAUUUAUUUUCUUCUACCAAUUUGGUCUUUUAAUUCACCUCCUUCAUGAAUACAUUCCACAAUGUUUUGUAGUUUAGUCAUAAUGUUUGUCUUAAAGAGUACUGUGCCAGUGGCUAAGCACUUUUAAGAUCUGCUGCCAGAGACUGAAAUGCCACAGUAAAGCUUUUCUCUUGCUGCUGCCACUCACAAUAUGCCUGUGUUUUUUUCCUAGCCCCAGUUAACUGAGAAGGACUGAUAAGUGCAUAUAUUUUAGUGUCAAAUGUGGAGUCCUGCUAAUUGACAGAUUUUGUUAAGGAAGCUACAAAGUGGACAGACCCUAAAUAAAGCUAUAGACUUGAACACAGCCCUUAGUGCUUCCUUUGCUCUCAAAUCUAUAAACAUCCACUCACAAAUUCCCAGCACUUUACGUCUCUCUGUCACCCCUGGCACUCUUACCCUAUAUAUUCUACCUUCUCUUCCAGGACGUCUUUCCUCCAUUGUGUAGUUGAAGAAUGAAUCAUAGAUAGUAAUGACUGGUAACAUUUUGUUUUAACUGGGACUACCUGGAGGCAAACCUAAAGGUAAUUCUAACAUAAGGAAACGUGGGCAUGAUGGCAAGGCAAUGAGAAAAAAAUUAUGGGAACUUGAGCUAGUCAUGUUUAAAAAGUUUGUGUCUUUGCCCGGCUAAAUGCAAGCCUCGGUUCAAUUGUCAUGUACCUAAAGAACUUCUAAGCCCACCAAUUCUAAAGUAGCAUCUCUUUAUAUCAAAGUAUUGUUUUCUUUGUAACAUUUAUCACUAUGUGAAAUGAUCUUAAUUAUUGGUUUACUUGAUGGUUAUUUAUCCCCACUAGAAUAUAAAUUCCAAGAGAGAGGGAUUGGCUUAUAUUUCACUAUAUUCCCAUCAUAGACACAAAGUAGGUACUCAAUAGUUAUUUGUAAAAAUGAAAGAAUUGAAUGAACGCUUAUACGUACAGACAUCCCUUCAUUUACACACUUUCAAGUCAUUUAAAGUGCUUGGGGGAGAAGAAUAUUUAUAAUAACUAUAUGAAAAUUACAGUACACAAUUUGUUCAAAUGUGAAAUGUCUCUUAAGCAUUUAUUUUUUUUAGUUUUUCAUUUACAAGUUUUUCAUAGUUUCUAAAAGACUGGAAUCCUAUAAAUUCCAUUCAGAUUCUAAGCUAGGUGCUCUGUAUCCCCUGUAUGUGUAAAACAUGACAAAUAUUUACUAAAUACACUUUCAUUAAAACCUGACAAAGUUGUAGCCCCGAUUUAAAGAAAAUCUCAUGCUUACAUAUCCAGAGUUUGAGUUGCACAAUAUUUUAAGAAGUUGAUAUGCAUUAUUGUAUAACACCCCUCAAACUUUAACAUAUUUAAAUACUAUUUAAAGCCUAUUUAUUAAAAUGUAAAUGUUCUGAAAGACUUUAAGUAGUUUCUGUAACACAGGUACCAAAUAACUUCACAGAAUUUAAAGUAGUUCUUUAGGCUGAAAGAACUACGUGCACUGUGCUUGUACAUGCACAAGGAAGGACCUAAAUUAAUGGUCACAACCAGAGAAGUGGUUACUUUUAUCCUGAUUGCCAUAAAAUUAGUAGGCCAAUGGCCAGGAGGAGGAAGCCCACGGUUGAACCCAUCCUGAGGGGACUGCUUUGCUAGAGAAACCGAAGAGAAGUUAGUGAACAUUUUCUCCAGUGCCCAAAACCACAUCCUCCUUGUUUUAUUGCCCUCCAGAUUUGGUCAAGAAGGAGGAAGAGAGGAGAGAGGGAGGGAAGGAGAAAAAGAAGAAGGGGGAGAGAGAGAGGGAGAGAAACUGACUGGAGAAAGUCGGGGAGAAAUGGGCGGGAUCCUGCCCCGAGAAACAGCUACGCGUUAAGCCACGCCCCUGUUUCCUAGGUAACCGGGUAAACAGACCUUAGUCUCCUUUCUGCUAGGUGUUAUUUCGUAGGCAGGAAGCUGUGGGCAGGGAAUCCGAGUUGAGAUGUGUUCUUUCGUGAGAGUGGGGUCCCCCAAAGGUUUGGGGCACCCCAAGGGAUUAGGAACUUUCCUUGAGCCAGGUAUAGACUUCCCCUUUGAGAUGAGUGCUGUUGGAGGAAUGGGGGUGUCUGAGAGGAAAUCUCCCCAGAGCAUAGAGGAUGGGCCCACUCACGAAGGGAAGGAUGAUUUAGGAGAGAGGGGGGUCGUCAUGGGAACAAAAUCUCCCACAGAGUUAGGGUUGAGAGUGGGAUUAAGAAAAAAAGAUUCCUCAUGUAGGGAGAACCUCUUGGUUAGUAAUAAAUUUGAGAGGAAUGCAUCACCAGAAACAAAAUCUCUGUUGAGCAAGGAGCUUGAAAUGAAAUUAAAAAGACAGAAUACGUCUAGGACCCUCACGGAGAGGAGUAAUUUAGGAGUCUAUGGGGUCUCAGCCUCACGGGAAACAAAACCUCUGGGUACGGUGCCAGGAGGAGGGGGUUUAGAAAAUGAGUGUCUUCUGGCAGGGUGUUCUGGAAGGAUAAUACAGCCUCCCUUAGGCAUGGUAGGCAAAAGUCCACAGGCUCUAGGGAGCAGGAGAGGCUCUGCAGCUGGUUCCCCUAAAGCGUUAGGGGCUUCAGUAGGGAAACAGCCUGCUUUGGAUAUGGAUCCUAGACAGGAACUGGGAAGAGGUACCUGUGUGGUAAUGGAGCCCAGUGCAGAGGUGAAGCCUCCUGCAGUGGUAGACACUGGUCUAGAAGAGCCAGAUGAAACAGGCCCCCAAAUGGGCUUGGUGAUAGAAUCUUCUGAGUGCCAGUUUGCCCAACAACCAGAAGAGAUAAAAGAGACUGAAGACAAUGAACCUGGAGUAGAACCUCCAGAUUGCAUCAGACCUAUAUACUCUGGGAAAUUUUUUGAUCGGAUGCCUUGCUGGCCAAGUGCAGGGAAAGUUAUUCCUAUUGGAGACAGAGUUGCAACCUGUUUGACUGAAAAACUUCCCAGGCUAAUUACUCCACCUGAGGCAAAAAAAUUUUUUAACUAUAGAUAUCCAUCUGCUGGAGCUGAAAGAGUAUUUUAUGGCAGAGCAAAUGAUCCCCAAAUCGCACCUUAUUUGACACAUGGAAUAAGAUCUAAAACUUCAAUACCGGCAAAGGUAUUGAUAAAUCCACAGCCCAUUACAACAUUUCAACAGAAAAUUAAAGAUAAAAAGGAAUCAGUAUAUUUAAACAAUCAAAGGGCACCAUUAGGAAAAUCUCAUGAUCAAACGCCAGGAUUACCUAAAGGCCUGGAUGUACUCCAUACGACAUUUGGGACAGCAGUCGUCAGAGAAUUAUCUGCUAGAGAUGUAGUGAAUCCACCAAAACCCUAUGAAGAAGUAUGUAAAGAAGGAAAAGAAGGACAUGAUCUGUAUAUUGUUUCUCACAAUGAUUAUUAUGUGGGAGAAGCAAAGAACCGAAAGUAUAACCCAUCAAGUUUCCAUAGGUUUAACUUGUAUGGGGUCCCAACACCACAUUUUAAUGAUGGACGAGCCAUGGCAAAAACUUUAUAUUGGCUCCAUGAACUACAAAUGAAAAGAGGAGCUAAGGUUGUAUCUAAGAGAGUUGAUGAUUUCAAAGAAAAGUUUCAACAUCAACUUGGAAGAGUUUUAGAUCCCAUUGCAGAAACAAUGAAUGUUCCCCCAGACCACACGUUUGGAUCUUGUCUCCGUGCCGAGGAGUAUGGAGCUGGUGAUCUCAUCCAUAACAGACUUCCGGGUGAGUAUCUUCGAGGCAAGGAUAGACAGAGAGCCCUGAUUGCAGCAGUGCGACACCACUUGAAGAAAGUUAACUACCAGAACUUUGACACUUUGCUGGCAGCCUUCAGGCACUAUGACAAGAAUGGAGACGGGGCGAUAGAUAAAGCUGAGCUUCGGGAGGCUUGUGAUCAGGUCAGCUUGCACUUAGAUGAGACGCUCCUGGCCCAGCUAUUUGACUACUGUGAUGUGGAUAAAGAUGGACUGAUUAACUACCUAGAGUUUGCAAAUUUUCUUAACUGGAAAGAUAAAAUGCCUCUGAAAGAGUAUGAAGAGAGGGUCAUUAUUAAAGGUAGAAAACCAGAUUGUGCAAACCCUGUGGAGGCUAAUAUUGAAGAAUCUGAACCAACUCUCCUGAUAAAGCCAGAAGAUACUGUCUUAAAAGAACCAGGGAGCUCAGAAAAGACUCUCCGGACACUUCUGAGGCCAAGUGAUAAAGUUUCUAAUCACUAUAAGACAACUUCUUCUGAGAUCAAUGCGGUUGUAGGAGCUGUUCCUUCUCUUUGUUAUCCCAUCUAUGGUGUUCCAACCAUUCGGUCUGAUAUCCCUGCCCCCCGAAUUCGUCGCAUCAGUGAUAGAACUAAUUAUGGUGAAGAGGGCAAUGCCUAUUCAUUACUACAUCCUACCAUCUUUGGCCAGAAAGGAGUGUUUGAAAGAGACUUCUUCAAGACAAGAUCUAAAAAAGAGAUUGCAGAGAUAUUAUGUAACAUUGGUGUCAGGCUUUCUGAUGAAGAAUUUGAAAAUGUAUGGAAUCUUGCAUCAAAAAAACAUCACAGAGGAGAAGUUUCUGUAGAGACCAUCAGAAAUGUUCUGGAUGAGCUACAACAUGCAGACCGGAUCAAGUGUAAAACAACCAUGUGAUAUUUUUGGAGUUCAUUCAUUUAAAAAAAGAAAUGUUAAAUCUGUGUUCAUUAAAAUGUUGAGUCCAUUCUGGUUUUAGAUAUGUUAGAUGUCAGUAGUCACUGAAGUAGGACUCGUAUGCCUAUGUGUAUUGCUAAUAAAUUUGAUUUAUUAUAUUGUUUAAGAUUUAUUGUAUUGUUUUCUGUAAAACACCAAACAACUUGAUGAGCACUUAGAGUUAAUCUUUCAUCUCACCAAAGGCCUAGUUCAGAAUGAUGUAGAUGUUUGUAAUGAAAGCAUUGUAGACAGAUGCUUAAGAAGUCUAUGCAUUUUAGUUGGUUGAAUGAAAUUCAAAGUCUAGUUUGUGAUACUAGGUUGACAAAAUUUUGCCUUCAAUCUUUUGUUAUUUUUCUCUUGAGGUGCCACUAUGACAGAAUGUAAGCUUAGCAAGCUUUCAAUCCGUGUUAGCAUCUGAGGAAAACAAACACAAGGAGCAGAAU
Molecule: messenger RNA, 7788 nt
Organism: Acinonyx jubatus (cheetah)
Lineage: Eukaryota; Metazoa; Chordata; Mammalia; Carnivora; Felidae
Gene: EFHB
Product: EF-hand domain family member B
Exons: 13
Coding region: 4688-7309 (873 amino acids)
Molecular function (GO): calcium ion binding
Source: RefSeq, a predicted model, not a curated record